CACUUUACCGAUUCAUAACGAUGAAGAACUGCAUAGCAAGCACCCUGCUCCUCCUGGUGGCGAUUUCGGCCAUCGAAGCCGCCUCGGUGGCGAAGCCAACUUGUGGAGGAAGCACCUCCUCGAAGAACAUCAACCUGGUUAAUCCCGCAAAUCCACCAAGGGUGUGCGAAUACCACUUGAAGGCGUACAGCAAGUACGUUUGCCAAUUGCGAAUUGAUUGGGCCAUGACUUUGGCCCAACCAACUUUGGAAAGCGCAGAUUCCGGUUUGACCUACGCCGAGUGCACUAAGGAUUACUUCGAGGUCGAUGGACUGAGGCUGUGCGGCACUGAGGUUUGGCAGCACAUCUAUGUGCCCUUCAAUGCCACCGAUGGCGAAAGUGUGGUGGAUCUGGUUAUUGGAUUGGCCGAUCGUGCUGGAGCCACUGGAUUGCCAACUCCCUCUUGGGACAUCACCGUCACCCAGUUGGAGUGCCCUGCAGGUGCCUCCGUUCGCUCGUUGGAUCUCCAGGAGGAGGAGGAACUGGAGAACUUGCCCACCAUCGAGGGUCGUGCCAGCACCAUCAAGGAUGGCUUCUUUGUGGCGCCUCCUGGCUGCCUUCAGUACUUCCCCCAAUCCAAGGGAGCAGUCAAGUCCUUCAACUACAACGAUGGAAAUGGUAUUUACCCAUCCCGCAUGAACUACGCCAUCUGCUUCCGUCGUGAAACAGGAACUAAGGAACUAACCAUUCGCGCCUAUGACUUCAACGUGGGAGACGUGGUUUCCUCCUCCACCUUGACGACCGAUGAGAACUGCUAUAGCAGCGAUAGCACUAAUGAUCUGGAUGCCGAUUUCCUGAUGGUGCCACAGGCCACCUUCGAAGAUAGCCACAAGCACGCCACCUACUUCUGUGGCUCCAUCAAGAAGGAUGUGGUCAUUUCGAGCAACAAUCCCGGCCCGUUGAUGGUUCUGUUCAACAGCGAUGACAUCUACAGGCAGAAUGAAGCCGGCUUUGCUUUCACCUACGUGGUGUCCUAAGCGGUUAAAAAUUCUUUGAUAUUGCAAACUAAACAAAGAAUUUGGCAUUAAAAAGAGCUUUAAAAGAAA
Molecule: messenger RNA, 1085 nt
Organism: Drosophila ficusphila
Lineage: Eukaryota; Metazoa; Arthropoda; Insecta; Diptera; Drosophilidae
Exons: 3
Coding region: 21-1016 (331 amino acids)
Source: RefSeq, a predicted model, not a curated record